AUGUCGCCACAUUCUUAUAUGAUGCCGGAUUCGAGAAAAGCGACAGAAAUGGAGCCAACCCCCGAAAAUAUCAUUCGUCCCCAAACUUCAGCUCCUUCGUUGAAGGUCUUGAGCAAUCGACCUGCCUCCUUUCGCUCUACCAAUUCAAGAAGUGGGGCGUACCGCCACGCUCUACUCAAGUCCGAAGCGUCUCGCCAGCAGUCCACCGAGAGGGACCUUCCGGUUCCUCCAGUCCUCACCCAGGUAGAUACUUUGGCAUCACCAGCCCAAGAUUUCAAGCGAGACCUGCGGUUCUCCAACGUCCCGGUACCGCGACGACACUCAUCUGAAGACCUUCUGGCAGUCCAAGAUUCACCCACAAUGGGGAAGGAUACUGCUCUACGGCCUGAGAUUGUGUGUACCGACUCAGAUUUACACUCACCGAGUUCUCAUAGCAUGGUUAAUCAUCCAGUCUUGGUCAAAGGAGACGUCUCCUGUGACGAGGACAUUACUGUUGACCAGGACUCCCCAACAGAGGCUCCAAACAGACGUCGAAUUUCUCCAGAAGAUUUGUCUGACGCGAUCUUGACGGGUCGAAACUAUCGAACGCUGACGGGAGGUGACCUAUGCGAGGUAAUUGUCGACGUCACAGAGCACAUACACGGGGCCAUAGCGCUGCGAUCAAGUUACUUUCCCAAUGAGACCCACGAAGGACAUGUAUGGGUCGAGAAAGUACAAUCGUACCAUGGCAGCCCCUCGGAUCCAUUGACGUCCAAUGGCGACGUUCAUUCGAUACCGCGGUGUUUCAUUCACCCCAAUGCUGAACAGAACAUACCUUUGCAGGCCGAGGAAACCUCCAAAGCAGCCUCAUAUUGGGGAUUUCUCCCUACCUUUGGAGAGAAGAAGCAAGAACCGCAAGUCAUUAAUGAUGAAUCAGACAAAAUUCCGGUUGAGGAUGGUCAAGAAGCUCAGGGGCUAACAAACAGCGGUAUGAAACCGUUAGCUGCCCUCUCAUCUGGAAAUAUCAGUCAUUCCACUCCCUCGCGGAAAAACCAAGAGUCUCCUCAAAGGGUCGCCACGAAGUCUCACGACUUAGUUCAACCAGAGAGCCCGGCAAGUAUUGCCUCAAUUCCGGGUAACCCUCAUAGGAUGAGGAAUGGGGACACUACUUCACCCAGCACCACUGUCAAACAGGAAAAUGCGCCGCAAGGGGAGGUAUCAACCACGCCCGAGCCAGCACGUCGAUCAUUCACAGUUAAUGUAUUGCAAGAGCGACUUCAAGCUCUCCAACUGGAGAGAGGAGACCCGCGCCGCUCAACUAUUUGCGUCUCGCCUCCUUCUCGAUCCGAUCAAAAAUCUCCGGGGAAUGCUCUGCCACAGCCAAUACGACGCUUUAUCCCUGAGGGAUUGGAUACUAAGCGCACUCUACAAUGGCUUCGCGAGCAACUCAAGAAUGCUAACUCCAGGGGCCCAAAGCUCACCAAGCGUCCUAUGAAACUACACCCCAGGCACCAAGACCAUGGCCACAGCCGUGAUGAUCUCGGCCUCGCUCUCGCCUCAAGAGUUACGACCUUCUCUGACAAAGAUGCUGCAGAUGUUGGGGCCAUGCAAGAAGCUAUGCAAAACCUCGAGCAGAUCCUCAGUGAAGCUUUGGACAUCGCAAACGAGGUUGCAGAACGAGAUGAAGAUGGGCAGGUUGACGAUGGCCACCUUCAUCAGCGGUCUGAAAGUAUGUCGGAGGUGUUCCAUGACGCUCCGAGUGUCCACGAGAGCGUAGCGAGUGAUUCAAAUACCGACUACGACGGUGAUCUAACCGGUGCCCUCAUGGAGCCCACAAUUGCACAUGCCAAAGAGUGCCCAGCCUUGUUUGUUGGAGCUGUGCAAGAAUUGAGUCAUGGAUGCGAAGCUUCCCCUCUUGGGUCUGUUAAACGUCAUGGGUUGGACACGCCUGACAUGCGCAGCGGCAAUGUCAGAGGGCCAGCACUUCCGGAUCGAGGAUCUAGCUUGCGUGCCCGCAAGCAUGUAGGCAAACGCCUGGUUCGACAAGAGGGGCAUAGAAGUGACAGUCCUUUCCUUCCGAUGCCGCCACCUGACAAUCAGCUCAGAAGAGACUGCGCGUAUCCAGCUCCUCAUGCUUACGAUGAGGAUGACCCCAGCACGAUACGCGAGCCCCAUACGUCAGGUAAUGUGCCAAACAGCAGAGAAGUUCGUGAGUACAUCCGCGUCUUCCACCAGCCACCCAUUGUGCCCCGGGACAGCUCUAAGAACCUUCGAGAAGCUGCCAAUAAUUAUCAUGUGCCGAAGUCCGACCGAAAAGGAGAAUACCACACCAAGCAUUACAGAGAUGUAGACGGUUGUAGCUUGGAUGGCGGGGCAUCUGAUGAAGUAGUGGACUUUCUCGAAACUCCUCAAAUCGGGCGGACAGUCACUGGUGCUUUGAAACCACCCAAGCAAUCUCGCAUGGCAGCUGCUGCUAGCCACUCAGGGGCACACCACCAUGAGGAGGCAGCGAAGCGUGCUCAUGACCUAAAAAAGAUCAGUCUCCGAGGGAGGUCGCAUGUCAGCAUCAAAGACGUGAGCCGCUUCAGCUUGAUGAAGCUACGUCGUCGUCAAACCAUCGCUCGAAACUGGUCACCCGUGCGAAAAAGGUUUGUAGCUGCGGUCGCUUGCAUCAGCACAGCUUUAAUAGGCGUUCUGAUUGGCAUUUAUGCCGGACUCGUACCAUCCAUCCAGUACUACAUUGCCGACUUUGACCAUUAUGCAAUCCUGGGCAAUGUGGGCCUUUACCUCGGCAUGGCCAUUCCAACGUUGUUCUGCUGGCCUUUGCCAUUGUUGCAUGGCCGCAAACCUUACAUCCUGUCCAGUCUGGCUAUUGCUAUGCCCCUGCUCUUUCCCCAAGCCAUCACAGUCAGCGCACCAAGAUCGCCAUAUACAAGUGCCUGGAGAUGGGCAUUGCUCCUGCCCAGGGCUUUGAUGGGUGUGUCUCUGGGAUUCGCAAGCAUGAAUUUCCACUCAAUAUUGACAGACCUUUUUGGUGCUUCGUUGAUGAGUAGAAACCCUCACCAGGAGGUUGUGGAUGAGUAUGAUGUGAGGAGGCAUGGUGGUGGACUAGGAGUUUGGCUCGGCAUUUGGACCUGGUGCUUCAUUGGAUCUCUUGGUGUAGGUUUCCUCGUCGGCGCCGUUAUCAUCGAUAACUUGCCACCCUCUUGGGGGCUGUAUAUCAGCAUCAUACUGAUUGCGGUCGUACUAAUUCUCAAUGUUUUGACCCCCGAGGUUAGACGUUCGGCAUGGAGGCGAUCAGUGGCUGAAGUCAGAGUUGGUUCCCAGGUUUCUCGACGCGUCGGACGCGGGGAGAUCAUGAUGUCUCGAGUCAAAGACGGCCCAAAAUGGUGGGGCCAAGAAGUGUAUCACGGUGUGGCACUCUCGCUUGAGAUGCUUCGGCAACCUGGUUUUGCAGUCAUCGCUUUAUACUCAGCGUGGAUCUAUGCCCAAGUUGUACUAAUCAUUGUGCUCCUUGGGUCAUUGACCUCUAGAUACUACCGCUUUCGAGCAUCCUUCGUUGGCGCUGCCGUGUCAUCUGUAGCCAUCGGCGCUCUGGCAGCAGUUCCUUUCCAGAAGGCCAAUCUGUUUUCGCGCUCAAGAUACAAGCCUCAGACCUCAAGCGGCCAGUCUUUGGACCAGACGGUGACAUGGACGUCACAUCUGGUCCGCCGCGUCAUCUUCACAAUUAUUCUGCCUAUUGCAGGUGUCAUGGUCACAGCGGGCUAUGCAAUUAUACACGGCCUGGGAUUUGUGUUUGCAGCAGGGGCAACUGGCAUUGGAGGCAUGGCUCAACGAACUCUGGGUCAAAGAGCUGCCACAGCUGUCGUAGCUUCGAUAUUGUUUGUCAUGACGGUUUUGCUACUCGCCGUGCUUGUUCGCUUCAGGAAGACUGAAAUCAUUCCGCGCUCCCGAAGCAUGGAGAUGGACAAGUGGACCUCUGCUCGCAGAGACAGCAUGCGUCGACGGGCGUCGGCCAUCGCCGCAGCCAAGGUCAGCGGUCAAAAAGACUUGACUGACAUUCCCGAAGAGGAUGUCGGCUGGAGACCUCUGAUCAUCGGCAAUCCAUCGGAGAAGCAUAGACGGAUGAAUUUCCUGGAGCUCGGCUCCUUGACACGAUGGUCGGAGAUCCGGAAGAAGAACCGUCUGAUUGACCAAGGCACACAUCUCAACCGGACAGCGCUCGAAAUGGCGCGAUCGGAGCUGGGGCAGAUGGGCCAAGAUGUCCUAGACGACCUCCACCGUGGUAGAGCCAAGGUUGGAGAGAUCGUACGCAAGGUUAGCAAGAGGAGCUUGCGAAGUAAAAGGAGCUACGCAUCUUCGGAUGAUGAGCAAACAGGACCAAGAAACGAGUCGAGGGACGUGGCAUCGACGGGGACUGGCUUAGGUCACGGUGCAAACCACAAUCCGAACCACAAUCCAACAUAUCCAGCCGACGUGUUUAUUGAACGAGAAUGCGUCAUGGGCCAGACGGUGCCGGAGGAGGCCGAGGAGAGCUCAUCGGUGGAAGGCGGCGGAACAGCUGACGACGAAUACCUGAGACGCGGCUCUCGAGACCACACUUCCCACAUGGUGUCCAAGGUGCGGCCGUAUACCGGCUUUGCGCAGCAGGAGGUGAGGGGCGGCCGUCUCCCGUCUCAAGACUAUGUAGUAGACACGGAUGUUGCGCGAAGAGGCCAUGCUUCUCACACACAGCCAAAGGUGCAACCAGCGGAUCCAGAUGGCCUGAGAUUGAGAGAAGCGCAUGGCGCCCAUAUGGAGAGCAAAGUCAAGCCGGCGGACCUGGAGGAUGAGACAUCGGAAGGCGGACAGGUUUCGCUCCACAAGAAGUCGAGGUAG
Messenger RNA from Pseudomassariella vexata, 4857 nucleotides. RefSeq lists its product as uncharacterized. Gene Ontology annotation, molecular function: transmembrane transporter activity. The record is from RefSeq and is a predicted model, not a curated record. The transcript is spliced from 4 exons. The coding region runs from base 1 to 4857 and encodes 1618 amino acids. Gene Ontology annotation, biological process: transmembrane transport. Lineage: Eukaryota; Fungi; Ascomycota; Sordariomycetes; Amphisphaeriales; Pseudomassariaceae.